Messenger RNA from Hippocampus zosterae (dwarf seahorse), 3372 nucleotides. RefSeq names its product failed axon connections homolog, metaxin like GST domain containing b (gene faxcb). The record is from RefSeq and is a predicted model, not a curated record. The transcript has 6 exons. NCBI's taxonomy places the organism in Eukaryota, Metazoa, Chordata, Actinopteri, Syngnathiformes, Syngnathidae. Bases 236 to 1486 code for a protein of 416 amino acids. Gene Ontology annotation, cellular component: cytoplasm.
UGACGAUGACGGACGAUUCAACGGAAAGUGAACUCCCGGGGUGGUGAGCACCAUCAUCCUGGGGAGGGGAAAUCGAAGGGUUUACUCCUUGUAGUUUUGCGGAACUAUCUGAGACCCCCUCGGCCCCCACCCCUCCGCCACGCCGUCAUGCCUUAGACCGGAACGGCGUGUACAUGAAGCCUAGCAGGGAGCGUGGCGCCGAGGAAGAGGGCUGGUUGUGACCGACCGAAAGAGGAUGUACUGGGCUGCUGGCUUCGCCUCUUCCCGGCCGUGCGUGGUGGAUCUCGGGCGGAAUCACAGCCUCCCCCUGGGGCUGUGUGUGUCCGAGCAACCGCAGUCCUUGUAUGGAUAUAUCAUCGCCUUCCCUUUGCAGGACUACGGUGGUAUCAUGACGGCUCUGGGCUCGGACUCCUGGUGGAAGAAGACCCUCUACAUCACAGGGGGGGCCCUCCUGGCCGCCGCAGCCUACCUCCUGCACGAGCUGCUUGCCAUCAGGAAAGAGCAGGAGUUGGACUCCCAAGAUGCUAUCAUCCUCCAUCAGUUCUCCAGACCAAAGAACGGUGUCCCCAGCCUCUCACCUUUCUGCCUCAAAAUAGAGACUUAUUUGAGAAUGGUGGACUUGCCCUACCAGAACUAUUUUGAUGGAAAGCUGUCACCACAAGGCAAGAUGCCUUGGCUGGAGUACAACUACGAGCAGGUCUCAGGGUCAGAGUUCAUCGUCGACUUCCUGGAGGAGAAGCUGGGAGUCAACCUCAACCACAACCUCACACCGGAGGAGAGAGCCGUGUCUCGAGCUGUCACCAAAAUGGUUGAAGAACAUCUGUAUUGGACGAUCGCCUACUGUCAGUGGGUGGACAACUUAGAGGAGACCCAGAAGCUCCUGGCCAUGAGUGGACCCCUUAGCGAUGCACUAAAAUGGCUGCUGACCCGCCUGAACGGCAGCAUGGUACGCAGGGAGAUGUACGGCCACGGCAUCGGACGUUUCUCCAAGGAGGAAGUCUACGCCUUGAUGGAGAAGGACAUGAGGACACUGGCCACACUGCUGGGAGAUAAGAAAUACUUUAUGGGCUCCAAGAUAUCCACAUUAGAUGCCACUGUGUUUGGACAUCUUGCUCAGGCCAUGUGGACUCUGCCCGGUACGAGACCAGAACAACUCAUUAAAGGGGAAUUGAUCAAUUUAGCCAUGUUCUGCGAGCGAAUGCGAAGGAGAUUCUGGCCUGAAUGGUUCGUGGAGGUGGAGGACCUUUACUAUGACGGAGACAGCGAGAUUAGCGGCGGCACACCAUCGGCGACCGGUCUGUUGGACUUUGGGCUCUUCUCCAGGACUGACACUCUGGAUGACAGCGACGCCAGCAGCCGCUCGGCGGGACACACGCACACACACACGCCCCUCUCUGACCACUCACUAUUUGACUCAGAUGUGGGCACGGCGUCAGACAAUGAGACCCAGCUCAAGGAGGACGUGAUGCCCGACCUGGAGGUUUGAUGUGACGAUGGCUGACAGGUGGAGGCUGACUGGAGAGCGGAGCAGCUGCCACCACAGCCUGCUGAGUGCAGAACAACAGAGUCAUUGUUCAGACACUGUCUUGUCUACCCGACAUGUUACAGCUUCCCUUUUGGACGGAGUGGGUAUUGAAAUGAACAGUACCAUAACUGAAUCUCUAAUUUUGCAUUUCACCGCCCGGUUUGUUCUUUCCCAAAAUGUCACAACUAUCACGGUGGCAUUUUGUCUCUGCCUUAUUUGUGUGGUCUCGUGAUGCAGAAGGUGCGUGACAUAAGCAACAGCUCGGGUUGGUGCAGGGAUAGUGUCUAUUUUACCAGUUGUCUUAAACUCGUUCAAACAAAUGGAGAUUGAUCAUGUGGCUAAAAUGAGUCACUGCUCCGCCUCAGCUCUUUCGAUUCAGAGAUUACAUUUUAUCAUGCUCGUUCUUUUUGGCUUUUAGACAUGGAAAGACUUUAUGUACAUAUCAUACAUACUGUAUAUGCAUGUCAACAUCAAAUGUCAAUCAAGACUGAACUCCUUUGCUGGCUGGUUGAUUGGAAAUUCUACGAACAGCAUCUUUGUGCCUGUUACAUUUAUUUUCUAUUGGGUUGUUUGUUUCAUGUGUUACAUUAGAGCUUUUGGUCAUUUGUGUCGCACAUGAACAGGGUGGUUGUAGUUAAUAAAAUUGACCACCAGGUGGCAAUCGCACCUCGCCAUGAGUGAAAGCCUGCAGGCAAAACAGCAUUGUGGGUACCGUUCAGGACAGAGGCAUACUCGAUUUUCAUCGUUAGUGGAAUACUUGCAUACAAUUAAGUGAACUAUAGUUCAGCCUUCCUGCUUGACUCAAAAACAUGGUUGUUUGUUUUCUUUAUAUAUUGUGAGUGUGUGAGGAAAAACAUCUAUUUGUAUUAGUCUUAUAUUUCUUACGGUUAAAAGAGAAAUUAUUUUUUGCACUGGUAAAAAUUUAUUUUCAUCUUAUUUUUAUGUAUGUGAAAGCUUGGGGAAUAGGAUAUUUGAGUAGAAAAAGACUAAAAAAACGAAAACUUAAAGAACGUUUAAGUAGUGUCGGUGCAGUGAGGGCACAGUGCUACUAAAACCUGUUCUGUGUAAAUAUCCUCAACCAACCAGUUGAUGGAAAACGUCGGCUUGGAUGCACUCAGGAUUCCAAACAGCUUAUGUGAAAAUAACACAUUUGGCUAAUGUCAAACAUUUGUGAUGUUAAGUAAAAGACAAGUGUACCACUGUGUUCGAAAGAUGUGCAUUAUCCAAUAACCUUUUUUUUCAGCCGUUUUUCAAACAUAUUUGAAUCCUAACUCAAUGUGCUGCUGCGAAAACGCUACUUUCAUAUUUAACUCCCCUGAAGCGUCACAUUCGGUUGCUGAAAGGUAACAAAAACAGUGAAGAAUUUGCAGUGGUGAAUGUUGAUGCCAACGACUGCAAAGAUAUACCCCUCAGAAGUCACUUGAGGUGCAUCUAUAUUUUACGCCACGGCAAAAUUAAUUGACUUUAAUGUUAACCUUGGCCUUGUAGCCUCACUGAAGUUGGACUGAGGAUAAUAUCUCAACGUGGAUGCAGAGCUUUGUGUUUAGUGACAAAGCACGCAAGACGAACAUUUCAAGAGCUGGGUAGACAGAAAAAAGGCAAACGUAACCGACUUCUGUCAUGUUGUCCUGUGCUUUGUCCCCUUGAAACGCUUCCUUCGGUUGAACUGCUUUUGACCAAACCAUAUAAAAAGUAAAUGUUUGAAACCAUGUCAUCUCUGCCGGUUUAAUGUAAAUAUUGUGUGUGUUACAAACUGUAUCAUAUAUGUAGAGCAGAUUUGUCGAUCACAUUGUAGUCAUAAAAUGGCUCGACUGGCUUAUUUCAAUAAAAAGCGUUGACAAUUUGAA